Messenger RNA from Elaeis guineensis (African oil palm), 886 nucleotides. RefSeq names its product glutathione S-transferase 3-like. Gene Ontology annotation, molecular function: glutathione transferase activity. NCBI's taxonomy places the organism in Eukaryota, Viridiplantae, Streptophyta, Magnoliopsida, Arecales, Arecaceae. Gene Ontology annotation, cellular component: cytoplasm. Gene Ontology annotation, biological process: glutathione metabolic process. The record is from RefSeq and is a predicted model, not a curated record.
AAAAUCGAUCUCAUCCACCAAGCCCCAAGCUUUUCCCCACACUCCAAUGGCAGAUAAGGUUGUUCUCCUUUCCUCCUGGGCCAGCGUAUUCGGUCUCAGGGUGCAGAUCGCAUUGGCCGAGAAGGGAGUGGACUACGAGUUCAGGGAAGAGGACCUCUUUGACAAGAGCCCCUUACUCCUUGAAUCAAACCCAGUUCAUAAGAAAGUCCCGGUGCUGAUCCACAAUGGGAAGCCUAUAUGCGAAUCCUCCAUCAUCAUCCAAUACAUAGACGAGGUUUGGACAAAGGGCCCUUCACUUCUGCCCAAGGAUCCUCUCCAACGUGCUAAUGCAAGAUUUUGGGCCGAUUUUAUCAACCAAACGAUAUAUCCAUGCAGUUCGAGGAUUUGGAGGAACAAAGGAGACGUUCAAUCUGCGGCAAAGAAAGAACUUAUAGGGAUACUGAAGCAAUUGGAAGGAGAGCUUGGAGAGAGACCUUUUUUUGGAGGGGAGACACUUGGCUAUGUUGACAUAGUCCUUGUGCCAUUCUCCCGUUGGUUCUAUACAUACGAGACUUUUGGAGGAUUCAGUAUUGAGAAAGAGUGUCCCAAGCUGAUGGCUUGGGUCAGGAGGUGUAAUGAGAAGGAGAGUGUCUCCAAGGUUCUUCCUGACCCUCACAAGGUUUAUGAGAGAAAUUGUGGCCUUAAGAAGAGGCUGGGACUUGAAUAGAAACGGUUAGAGAAGUUUGGAGGGUACGUGAAUAAACAGUGCUAGGAUGGAAUCUAAUUAUACUCAAGAGAUAUAUGCAAUUAAUUGUGCUUCAUAGUUUUCAUUAUGGGUAACUUACCGGUAUAGGUUGUUGUGGGCCUCAUAUGUAAUAAAGAUGCUUGUUGCAUCUCUCUCUCUCCC